Molecule: messenger RNA, 1503 nt
Organism: Echinops telfairi (small Madagascar hedgehog)
Lineage: Eukaryota; Metazoa; Chordata; Mammalia; Afrosoricida; Tenrecidae
Gene: CBFA2T3
Product: CBFA2/RUNX1 partner transcriptional co-repressor 3
Exons: 11
Coding region: 28-1503 (491 amino acids)
Biological process (GO): negative regulation of DNA-templated transcription; DNA-templated transcription
Cellular component (GO): nucleus
Molecular function (GO): transcription corepressor activity
Source: RefSeq, a predicted model, not a curated record
AAGAAGGCAAGGACACCCUCAGCAGCAAUGCCAGACUCCCCGGCUGCCGUGAAGACGCAGCCCCGACCCAGCCCACCCAGCAUGCCGCCGCCGCCUCCGGCCUCAGCCCAGGGACCCAUGCGCCACCCUCCCUGCACGCCCCACACACAUGGAGAAGACGGGCCUGUGACGUUUCUGCCCCACGGCCGUUACCAUGGCUGCUUAAAAUGGUCUAUGGUCUGUCUCUUGAUGAGCGGCGGCAGCCACUCGCCGACGGCUGUCAGCGGCGCCCCAUCCACACCCAAUGGCUUCAGCAACGGCCCGGCCAGCUCCUCCACAGCCGCCCUGUCCACGCAGCACCUGCCCCCGGCCUGCGGCGCCCGGCAGCUGAGCAAACUCAAGCGCUUCCUGACCACCCUGCAGCAGUUCGCAGGCGACAUCUCCCCGGAGAUCGGGGAGCGGGUGCGCAGCCUGGUGCUGGCACUAGUAAACUCCACGCUGACCAUCGAGGAGUUCCACUCCAAGCUCCAGGAGGCCACCAACUUCCCUCUGCGCCCCUUCGUCAUCCCUUUCCUGAAGACCAACCUGCCCCUGCUGCAGCGAGAGCUCCUGCACUGCGCCCGCCUGGCCAAACAGACGCCCGCCCAGUACCUGGCCCAGCACGAGCAGCUCCUGCUGGACGCCAAUGCUUCUUCCCCUAUCGACUCCUCCGAGCUUCUGCUGGAAGUCAAUGAGAACGGCAAGAGGAGGACCCCCGACAGGACCAAAGAGAAUGGGUCAGACAAAGACCCACCGCACCCCAGCUCCCUCAGCAAACGGCCGUGCACCCUGAGCCCUGCCCAGCGCUGCAGCCCAAGCAAUGGCCGGAGCCACCAGCUCAACGGGCUACCUCCCCCUACGCCUCCUCCACCCCAGCACUACCGCCUUGAGGACAUGGCCAUGGCCCACCACUUCCGGGACCCCUACCGUCACCCAGAGGCCCGGGAGCUUCGAGAACGGCACCGGCAAGUUGUGCUGCAUGGCUCCCGGCAGGAGGAGAUCAUUGACCACAAGCUGACGGACCGUGAGUGGGCAGAGGAGUGGAAACAUCUCAACAACCUGCUGAACUGCAUCGUGGACAUGGUGGAGAAAACGCGGCGCUCGCUGACCGUGCUGCGCCGCUGCCAGGAGGCCGACCGCGAGGAGCUCACCCACUGGCUGCGGCGCUGCAGCGACGCCGGAGACCUAAAGAAGGCGGCCCCGCCCGCUGUGCGCCCCCUCAGCAGCUCCGCAGAGGGGCCCCCGGCAGACGCCCCCCAGGAAUUCGUGCCCAGGCCGCUGUCUGGCUACAUGCCUGAGGAGAUCUGGAGGAAGGCCGAGGAGGCGGUGAACGAGGUGAAGCGGCAGGCCAUGUCCGAGCUGCAGAAGGCUGUGUCCGACGCGGAGCGCAAGGCUCGCGAGCUCAUCAGCUCGGAGCGGCGCGUCCUCGCCCCCAGCCCCCCACUCGCCGCCUUCAGCGAUCUCAAGGAGGAGACGAAGGAGUGA